AAGAUGAUUCAUUCAGUGCUCACAAAACAGCGCUGAAAUCCCCCCAAGGGAGCGCGGAAAGGGGGGUUGGGUGACUGGGGGAAGGAGAGAGAGGAAUGGGAGAGAAUGUCAGUCAUUGAGCAAACCUGGCGCUGAGCGGCAGCACUGCACCUAAAACACUGUUUGUGAAUGUGAACCAUCCACCUCAGAUUCAUUCUGCCUUUCGCACUUAUUUUGCGACUCCACGCAGAUUCCUUCUCAUCGACACAUGCAACUGAUACCAUUGUGAACCUUCGAGUUGGGACAGCAGCUACCUUCUCAGAAUCGAACAGCCUGGUACGACUUCUUUCUACUCCAUGCUUCUCCGUUAUCUCCAGUGCGUUCGCUCGUCUGCCCUGAAAAGUUUCGGUCGUGAGGAUAAAAGGACAUCUUGAAUCUUCAAAGGGAUUGUUUUAAACAACGAAGAGGAACUUCAGGAUGACUUCUCAGUGAGACCCACGACCCGAGUUUCUCUGCGCAGACCCGUCCCCCUCUCGACCCAGCACCAGACUCUCUGCUGCGCCGCCAUUCACCCGACCCGCCACCACAAACCUCAAGCUGUCUACCUUCCUCCCCUCCUGCUUCGUGCGCACACCCCCUCCCCCGCGCCCUCUCCCAGACUCCAUCAUGGACCUCCACCGAGCGGCCUUCAAGAUGGAGACCUCCUCCUACAUGCCCAACCCGCUCGCGUCGCCGGCGCUCAUGGUGCUGGCGUCCACCGCCGAGGCCAGCCGCGACGCCUCCAUACCGUGCCAGCAGCGUCCGUUCGGCGUGUCCGUGGACAAGGACGUGCACAUGCCCUUUAACAAUGGCUCGUACACCUUCGCGUCCAUGUACCACAGGCAGGGCGGCGUGCCGCCGGGCUUCCCCAACCGGGACUUCCCGCCUUCGCUGUUGCACCUGCACCACCAGUUCGCCCCCCCCAACCUGGACUGCUCGCCCAUAAGCAUGCUCAACCACAGCGGUGUGGGUGCCUUCCGGCCCUUCGCCUCGCCGUCGGACGAUCGCGAGGCCGUCGCCGCGGCCGCAGGGGGCUACCAGUCGGCCUUCACCCCGGCCAAGCGCUUGAAAGGCUGCCUGGAGGCGGACGCCUCGCCCCACCUGCGCUACUCCGACGCGGAGGGGAAAGAGUACGACUUUGGCGGGGCGCACAUCCCCUCGGGCUCCCCCAGCGGGCUCAAGGCCGUGGAGGACGCCGGCAAAAAGAUUUUCGCCGUGUCAGGCCUUCUGUCCGAUCGCGAGACCUCGUCCAGCCCUGAAGACCGCAUAGACCGCUGUGAGUACCCAUUUUUAUGUCUGUACACACAUGCCACAUAUGACAAGUGUCUUGCACAUAUAUGCAAACAAUUCACAUGUUUAAGAACAAUGGACCGGCCAUUUAGUAGAUCUGGUCUUGGUCUGGCCCUGACUUGCUACAGGUAAACGGCUACCAGAGUUGAAGCUCAAAGAGAAAUAAACUUGAUCCACAUGUCCAAAAAUAGUAUUUUUUUUUCUUUUUUUAAAGAUUAAGUUAAUAAACAAACAAAGAAAAUAAUGACACAUGUACCACAUACAAACAAAUUGUAUCCAUAAGACAAAUUCAUUUUAAAGCCUCUCAAUAGAUGAAAUUGCCUCCUUCGAAGAAAAGAAGCACAUCUCUUUUGUAUUAUCAUGCUGUUGGCUCCCUAUAUCAGUGAGAGCAUUCCUCACUCCUUUCCAUAUCUUUGAUUCAUGGCUGCGGUAUUGAAUCAGUGGUGUGUGUCACAAGUUAAACUGUGGGGA
Messenger RNA from Clupea harengus (Atlantic herring), 1779 nucleotides. It is a transcript of the gene rnf220a, whose product is annotated as E3 ubiquitin-protein ligase Rnf220-like. Lineage: Eukaryota; Metazoa; Chordata; Actinopteri; Clupeiformes; Clupeidae. The record is from RefSeq and is a predicted model, not a curated record. Gene Ontology annotation, molecular function: metal ion binding; ubiquitin protein ligase activity. The coding region runs from base 646 to 1440 and encodes 264 amino acids. Gene Ontology annotation, biological process: protein ubiquitination. The transcript has 2 exons.